This is a messenger RNA of Trichoderma virens Gv29-8, 384 nucleotides long. RefSeq lists its product as uncharacterized. The transcript has a single exon. The annotation marks the transcript as partial. Lineage: Eukaryota; Fungi; Ascomycota; Sordariomycetes; Hypocreales; Hypocreaceae. The record is from RefSeq and is a predicted model, not a curated record. Gene Ontology annotation, molecular function: protein binding.
AUGCGCCUGGGAGGAGACUCGGAAAAGGUCACGAGCUGUAUCAGGCUGCUGCUCUCGACAUCCCAUUGUAAGCUUUCGGAACUGGCCGCAGCCAAGAUCGAUGAUGGAGGCGGUACACUACUACACCGCAUCAAUAGAAAGACGGUAGUAUCCGUGGUGCAGCUGCUGCUUGAGAUGGGAUUAUCCGUGGAAACGCAAGACCAGUCUGGAUACACGCCUUUGGCCAUUGCCAUUGCGAGCGGCAAUGAAGGAGUGGCCAGGUGCCUCAUCGAGCACGGAGCCGCCAUCAACACCUUGAGCCCCCAAUUCGGUAGCAUUUUGCAUCUUGCAUGCGCCACUGGCUCCUUGGGCUUGGUCAAGCUGCUUCUGAACGCCGGUGCCGAC